Molecule: messenger RNA, 1189 nt
Organism: Drosophila busckii
Lineage: Eukaryota; Metazoa; Arthropoda; Insecta; Diptera; Drosophilidae
Product: casein kinase I
Exons: 1
Coding region: 72-1106 (344 amino acids)
Biological process (GO): signal transduction; peptidyl-serine phosphorylation
Cellular component (GO): cytoplasm; nucleus
Molecular function (GO): protein serine/threonine kinase activity; ATP binding
Source: RefSeq, a predicted model, not a curated record
GUCAUUUAAAUUUGUGUAACUUUCUUUUUUGUGUGUAUUUGUAAAUUUCAAAUAUAAAAACCUAUUGGGAAAUGGAGCCGCUGCACGAGAACGAACCACGCGAAUUCCUAGUGGGAGAUUUCAAGGUACUCACCAGCUUCGAUGGCGGCACCUUUGGCGAGAUCUAUCUGGGCGAAUCGCUAUACACGGGCGAGUGCGUGGCCGUUAAGCUGGAGAAAGCGAAUGCGCAAUAUCCACAGCUGGCGUAUGAGUAUCGAGUUUAUCGCGCCUUGAAAGCGACGCUCGGAUUGCCACGCAUUUAUUACUUCAAUGCUGAGGACGAUCAUGCGGCGCUGGUGAUGGAAAUGCUGGGGCCAUCGCUUGCCUAUUUAUUUGAGUAUUGCCAUCGGUGCUUCACGCUGCGCACGGUGCUGAUGCUGGCGGAUGAGCUGCUGCUGCGGCUGGAGUAUGUGCAUGGGCGUGGCUUUGUGCAUCGCGACAUAAAGCCGGAUAAUUUUUUAAUUGGCCGCGAGGUGAGCUGCAAGCGGCUGCACAUUAUUGACUUUGGGCUGGCCAAGAAAUAUGCGGAUCCCAUAACCCAAGUGCAUAUUCCAUAUCGCGAGGGGCGCCAUCUGACGGGCACGGCGCGCUUUGCCUCCAUUGGCGCCCACGAGGGCUACGAGCAGUCGCGUCGCGAUGAUCUCAUCUCCAUUGGCUACAUGCUGCUCUAUUUUGUGAAGGGCUCACUGCCCUGGCAGAAUCUGGAGGCCAACACUAAGCAGCAAAAGUAUCGUCGCAUUCAUGAGAUGAAACUGAAGCUCAGCAACGAGCAGCUCUGUCGUGGUCUGCCCAGCGUCUUUGCCAUGUAUCUCAACUAUUGCUAUGAGCUGCCAUUUGCCGCCAAGCCGGACUACAAGCGACUGCGGCGCAUGUUCAGCCAGCUGCGUUGCAAGCUCUACCCAAAGGACGGCCGCAGCCGCAUGUUCGACUGGGAGAUCAUCACGCUCCAGUAUCAUCACAAUCAGCGCAAUCCCGGCAAGGGCAGGCGUGGUCUGCCCAUCAAGCGGCCCGCCGAUGAAGUCUACAACGGCGACGUUGUCAACAGAGCUCCAAGAAAUUGCCGCUGACUGCAGCAAGUUUUAAUUUCGUUGUCCGCGUCUGUAAUAAUAAAAGCAAAUCAUGUGUGUUUAUAGUAUUUAAAUAAAGAAAA